AUACCUAAAUCCAGGUAAUCAGAUAUUGUGAAAAACUGUAGAAUUUUAGUUUUAAUUAGGUGGCAUAUAUCAUCUAAUAUUAGUUCGAGUUCUUGCGAAAUACGACUAAGUUUAAAAUACGUUUUAUUUAAAUAGAUCGAGUCGGUAUUCGGGACAAAGUGAAAUUUAUAGUGCAUUAUAGUUGAUGUUAAAGUAUGGCAUCCCUUUUGGGAAUACAAGCGAAAAUGAGGCGACUUUUUAAAAGACGCGAAUCAGACCCCAACCUUCAACUGGAGAGCGUUUCCACCCUCUCAGGCCAAGAUGAAGACUACUAUAGACCCAAUACUGCCAACGAGACAACCUCCACCAGUACCGAAAGCAUCCCCAACCAAAAAUCACAUUUAUCCUCUUGGGGUAAAGCAUGGGAAAAAAUCAAAAGACAAGACUCCUCAGAACGCCUGCGUAAAGACGAUUCACAAACGUCAGAUUCUUCAACGGAAAACCUUGAACGAUUAACGCAGAGUCUGAACGAAACGAGCACCAGCAAAACCAAAAUAACCGACGAAGACGUGAAAAAAAUUUACGAAAUGUACAAAAACGUGAAAAACGAACCUAAUAAGUGUCUCAGGGAGGGCCCGUUGAGGAACAGCAUCAGGGUAAAGAGAAAAUUCAAAUGCGCCUCCGACAAUGUCGAAUUAAAUCAACAACAAUUAUUGGACUAUUUAAUCCUGAUGAAACCCGACUCAAACGAAUUGGACAAGAUUUUUGAUACGGAGAAUGAGCCGAUCAGUCCGGAUCUAGAUAAGAAGAAAAAUCGACGGUCUAGGUUCAGAUCAAUGUUUUCAAGGUCUUCAAGCAAAAGCGACGACGAAUCGUCAGACAUAGCGUUCAAAAAAAUUAACCAAAAGUCAACGUCAACGGACAGUUUGUCGAGCCUUUUGAAUUAUAUUUUGCCGAAACGCCGUCAACAAUCUAAGUCUCCCUCUGCCAGGGGGAAAUUUAAAUCAGACGAAAGCGGAUAUGGAAGCGACUCCACCAAGACCACCACUCUGGAUUCCCCUAUUGGAUCUGUUAAGUCACACAUCAGUCAGACUAGUCAGGAGGUUGACACAGAUGGCGAAUUGGACGUUACGUUAAAAGACAGCAAAACCUACAGAGAUAGGCACGAGUUCAGUGACGAUACCGACACAGCAGAUGAAGAUAUGGAUUUUGAGACCACUUACACUUUCAGCAAAUUCUACGGAAGAAGUUCCUCGAAAAAACGGCCCAGGUCUCAGUCAAAGGAGGACUUACAAAGGCGCAGCAUGAAAGUAAAAAGAUCACCCAGCACAACUGAAAAGAUGAAAAUGUCAAUCGACAAUCUGAGCAAAUUAUGCGAGAAAAUGGAAGUGAAAGAAGUGAUGAAGAGCGAAUCGAGUGCCAUUUUGGAAAAGGAGUUCAAGUGCGUCCGGCUUAAGGUAAAAAAGAACGAAAGCGUUGGCAUCCAAAUUUCUCCCAAGUGUGAUAAACCCCAGGCCUAUACGUAUUUUAUCACGCAAGUUGUGCCUAAUUCCGUUGCCAGCAGAAAUGAUAACAUAAGAGUAGGCGAUGAAGUCAUUAAAGCCAAUGGCAUACGAGUCAAGGGCCUUCCGUACCACACUGCCAAGUCCCAUUUCACACCGAAAAAUAACGAACUGGAAUUGGUAAUAUCCAGAACAUCACAAGCCAAACCGACUAAUAGCAAGAAACGCAGCAACUCUUUUAAAGCCUUCUUGAGUAAACCAGCGGCCCUUCUGAGUCCUAGAAAAGAAUCUCCUGCGAGUCCUAGUAAAUCAUUAGUGCAGAAAAGCCCUAGCAAAAUAAUUAUUCAAAAAAGCCCCAGUAAGACAAUUAUUCAAAAAAGCCCCAGCAAGACAAUCAUCCAGAAAUGCCCCAGCACGACAAUUAUUCAAAAAAGCCCGAGCAAGACAAUUAUUCAAAAAAGCCCUAGUAAACCUUCAAUCCAAAAGUGCCCCAGCAAAUCCUCAUUACAAUCUCAAAGAACUCCCCAGACAGUAGGCUUAUCGCAAAUCCUACGGCCCUCCACCACGGAAACCAAGGUGUCUUUCAGUGAAAAACCGACGUUUGCUCAACCAAAAGAUACUCUUAGAUCCAAACCGCCCCUCUUUAAGAGUCCCUCGCCGAUCAGAAAACCACUCGCUCAGUCCCAAAUGGAAUCUUCAGUGUCUCGCACCCCAUCGCCACACGGGAUGCGAAAGUUUUCGGUUGUAUCGGCGAACAGGACCAGGAACGCCCCUCCCAAAUGUGCUCCGAGUGUAUUAAGAAGCCCGAGGGGUGCGCGCACUUGCGAUAAGACCAUCACGUUCGUUAAGGGGCCCGGCAAAAAGAGUUUGGGAUUUUCGGUUGUUGGGGGCAGGGAUUCUCCCAGGGGACCUAUGGGCGUUUAUGUGAAGACGAUUUUUAAAGAGGGACAAGCUGCCGAGAGCGGAGUACUACAAGAAGGAGAUGAACUGUUGUCAAUUAAUGGGAAGACCUUUGAUGGCUUAUCACAUACCGAAGCAGUCAACUUGUUCAAAACCAUAAAAACUGGCAAUGUGGUAAUUGCAGUGGCAAGCAAACCUUUUAGGAAAUAUUCCCAUUCGAUGUGAUGCUCCCAUAUUAUUCCACAUCAGUAGUAUAAGAUAGUUGGGUUUCAAAGAGGCUCGAAAAUUCCCUAGGACCUUUGGGAAAUUAAUAUUGUAACAGUAUUUAUAGCAAGAUUUUUACAAAAAGCUGUUAAUUUGUAAUUGUCAAGUAACUUUUGGGGCCGUUUUGCAAAUCCCAUAGAGAGAGGCUUCCAUUAAAACCCGAUCGAAACUUAACAUUGAACUAAUGAAUUGAAUAACGUGAUAUGGUGUUGCGAUAACUCAGUUUUAAGAUUACUAAUAUGUUUGUUUAGUACAAUUUUUUUGUAAGUUUAUACAAAGAUAAUGAAGUAAUAUGCAGGGAUAAAGUUCUAACAUAACAUAAUAAAAAAAGAUUAAAAAAAAACGAAAUAAACAACCUGACAAAAUAACCAAACAUUACAGGGUAAUUUAAAACACUCUAUUGAGGCAUCUAGGAGUGGCUUGUUUAUUUUGGACAUAAGUCAAAUCUUUUUUGGAUAAAUCGAAAACUGAUGACAUUUAAAUUGACUCGAAUUCAAUCUCUCAGAUUGAUUAUGAAAUUGCCUGUAUUUCUACCACCCCGUCCUAACAAAAUAAUAUAUAUAUUUUCUUAUAUUUAGGUUUAUAGUAAUGAGACUGACAAAAUGGUAGUAGUAUAUGUAAAUUAGUUUUAUUUAAAAAUGUUGUUACUUAACUAUAUGAUAUAGACGUAAGUUUUUUGGCAAUUUAUCCAUUAUGAAAUUUAUAAGAAUUUUUGUUUAUUUUUCUGGAUAUAAAUAAUUUGUUUCACAUUAAAUGUAAAAUGUAUUGUAAAUUAAAUAAAAUCUGUUUCAAAAUUA
Molecule: messenger RNA, 3442 nt
Organism: Anthonomus grandis grandis
Lineage: Eukaryota; Metazoa; Arthropoda; Insecta; Coleoptera; Curculionidae
Product: muscle M-line assembly protein unc-89-like
Exons: 8
Coding region: 195-2606 (803 amino acids)
Molecular function (GO): protein binding
Source: RefSeq, a predicted model, not a curated record